AUGCCGGUUUAUUCGAGCGAUGAUCAGCCAGCAGUGUACAGCGGACGUCAUACUCGCAAGGAUCUCAAGAUGUAUCGUCACAGGAAAAUAUUAAGUGGACCAGAUCUCAUAUCAAAAUGGAUUUGGACAUACGUGAGUCAUCCAGAUAGUUUCAAGUACGUUGACAACAAUGGCGAACUUAUACGCCGUAGUAAUUUCACUCCGUAUCCUUCGUUGAUUGAGGCGCAAAAAAUUCUUGGUGGUGGAAACUUCGAUAUUGGUUAUUCGGUCAAUAAACAUAAACGAUGGAACUUGCUGGAGGAUCAGUUGAUCGACUCGCUUCAUUCUCUUCAAAAUCCGUCAAUUGGCCUUCGUGUUUCACUUCUACGAGUGAAAGCUGAUCACCGCAUCAACCGCGACUACGAUCGGCCUGAACUCGCUACUGACUAUACGAAUGUCGGUGUUGAAGUAAUCGAUUUUCGCGGAUACAAUGGCGAUCAUGAAGUGCACAUCGAUAAACGAAAUACGCGAUUCGUACAACUUUAUGACCGGGACUUUGAUUAUGCAAGAUUCAAUCAAGGCGAUGUGGAGAUGAGCACACGUCAUGGCCGCAGAAAACCGUAUUUGCGUCAAAGAAUUAAUGUGCGCAAAGAGUUGAACGAAUCGUCGCAUCGGCGAAUGUCUUUCGAUGAGCGAAUCACACAUUUGGUUAUUAAACAACAAACCUACGUGCCAAGUGCACGUUUGUACAAUAUGCAUAAAGAUUUCCGUGCGCAGUUUUCCUCUGAAGAUGGUUCGGCCAACGCCAACAGUAGUAGUAAGCGUACGGCUGUUCCAGCACUCAACAACAUCGAGGUCGAAGUUGAAGAAGAGAAUUCAUCAAGUGCAAUUCCGUCGAUUCUGCAAUCGUAUUUGAUAGCAGUGGAUGCCUCAUGCACCGACAUUACCUCGUUUGUUAAUAGUCAACCAGCUGAUUAUGAGCUGAUCGAAGAUAUUCACCCAAAAACAUUCAUCACCGAACUUAACGACAGUUGCUUAUCAUCCUUAGCAUCAUUUUUGUCAUCUGUGCCGUCUUCGUCCUCUUCAACAUUGCCAAGCUCUCACUGGAUUGGUAGUACGCAAAAUUUUCGUGGUUUCUUGAUCCUACAAGAAGUUUCAUCAGCAGCUGAAAAUGGCCACAAAUUCAUAAGGUGUAUUCUAAAUAAAAGGUCAGUGAACGAGAACGAUUCUGAAGGUGAGUUUAAUAAAGAAGAUGAACAAACAGCGAAUGCAACGGGAAACGACAGAGUUUCUAGAGUGGAUUGGUCGAGUUUCUUACCGUUCAAAUGUCUAGCGGAAAGAAUUUGCUGCUCACGAGAUGAGGCUGAUCGUUUGGCAUUCGCACGUGCAGUUGAACGUUUCAAGGAACAGUUGCUGGAAAAACAACGAAAAGUUGCUGACUUUGGUACCGAGAAUGCAACCGUCUUCGAAAGCUCGCCAGAAAGCAUCGCAACAAAAUCCUACUCAACAACGGAUCGAUGUGGGAUCUGUGAUGAAAGUUGUGGUGGUGAUUUCAUAGCGCUCGAAUGUCAGCAUUACUUCUGUCGAAAUUGCUGGACACAUUAUUCGUAUCUCAAACUUCAAAAUGCCUCAGUUCCGAUCAAAUGCCUUCAAUACAAUUGUAAUGAGUUUCUGCUUCCGAGACAUUUACUCACAAUGCUUCCGUACGAAUUCUCUGAUCGCUAUGAACAGUUACUGCGGAAUAUUGAAUUGACGCGACUCGAGUGGAUAUAUUGUGAUCGAUGUGAUUCCGUGAUACGUGUUCAAGCCAAAAUUGAUCGUAAUGCUCAAAGAAACAUGAUAGCCGUUUGCGAAUGUGGUGCAGCAUAUUGUGUGAAAUGCUCACAACCACAACACAUGCCACUUCCAUGCGAGGAUGCCAGAUUCUACUUUAAUACCAUUCAAAUNACACGAAGUGAUUUUCAUGUUCGAAGUGAAGAUCGCAGUGUUAUGGUGAAACAGUGUCCAGAUUGUGGUUUGUUCUGUCAGCGAAUUGACGGUUGCAACCAUAUGGAAUGUCCGUGUGGCACUGAUUUUUGUUAUGUAUGCGGAGCGCACUACUUCACUGCUGACGAUGCAUACCAUGCGUGCAAUAAAGAUGAACAUGAUUUUGUGCGCGUCGAUUUACUCGAUAUCCCUCGUGUUGCGUUCAAUAGAGUAUCGUUGAACGUCUUCGAAGAGUGCAUAAGUUUCAGACAACAACGUCAACAUCCCAUGCUGCAUGCGUUCCGCAGGAAUGUUAAUCGCAUUUUACGAUACAAUAAAGUUGAUGCGUGUCGAAUUUUGAAACUUUAUUGUGCGGUUUGUGAAUCGUUGGAAACUGGUAUACUUGGAUCGUAUUUGAUGAGACGUCGACUGAAGCAUUUACGCGAUGAUGAGAGGAUGACUUUAACGAAGACAUCCAUUCGAGUGAGUUCAUUGGAUGGCGCUCUGAGGCGACUUCGUUUCUGCUUCAGCCAAAUCAUUGCAAAGUGUGAAGUGCCCACAACGAAAGCAAGUGAUCUCAUGAGACUAACCGAUUUAGUCGAAUCAGCACUGAAAAAUUAUUUGCUGGAAGCUUCUGAACAAGUUCAGGCGUCGUCAGCGUUGAUUGAUAUCAGAAAUAAGUUUUAA
Messenger RNA from Anisakis simplex (herring worm), 2631 nucleotides. Lineage: Eukaryota; Metazoa; Nematoda; Chromadorea; Rhabditida; Anisakidae. The record is from the annotation of a GenBank genome assembly.